Dioscorea cayenensis subsp. rotundata (Guinea yam) is the source of this 1772-nucleotide messenger RNA. Its product is annotated as farnesylcysteine lyase. Gene Ontology annotation, molecular function: prenylcysteine oxidase activity. The transcript is spliced from 5 exons. The record is from RefSeq and is a predicted model, not a curated record. The coding region runs from base 100 to 1599 and encodes 499 amino acids. Lineage: Eukaryota; Viridiplantae; Streptophyta; Magnoliopsida; Dioscoreales; Dioscoreaceae. Gene Ontology annotation, biological process: prenylated protein catabolic process; prenylcysteine catabolic process.
CGAUGACAAUAGUCAACGCCCAAAUAUUCGAUCACAGCCAUCCAAUCGAGAAGGUCAGUCAACGAUGGCCAUAAGAUGGCGAUGCACUGAUGCGUAGCCAUGGCUCCUCAAGCUUUCCUCCUCUUGAUCUUCGCUUCGCUCCUUCUCUCGAUCCCCACCUCGAUCUCUACUCCGCCGCCGUGCAUCUGCGUGAUCGGCAGCGGCAUCGCUGGAUCCUCUCUCGCGCAUUUCAUCAAACACUACACAUGCUCUAGCCCAGCCCGCACCCAAUGCCUCGACAACAUCCACGUCUUCGAGCGACGUGGCCAUCCCGGCGGCCGUAUGGCCACUGUGACCAUUGGCGGAGACGUUUUCGAGGCGGGAGCCUCCAUCAUCCACCCCAAGAACCUUCACGCCCUUCACUUUGCUUCCCUUCUCAACCUCCCCCACAAACCCAAGCCCGCUUCCGGAGAUGAUGACUCUUGGUUUGGCAUCUGGAACGGCGAGAAGUUCAUCUUCAAGACCCUGCCGCCUCCGCCGCCGUCCAGCUCCGCUCUCUACCGGAAACUCUAUUCCCUCCUGAACUCACUGUUGAUCUUCAAGAGAUACGGAUUCUCGCUUUUGAAGAUGAAUGCCUUUGUUAAGGGGAUGCUGGAGAAGUUCUUGGGUUACUAUAAAGGGUUGGACUCACGGCCAGUGUUCGCAACAGUGGAGGAGAUGUUACAGUGGUCCAAGUUGUAUGAGCUGACGCAGCAAACGCUGCAGGAGGCGCUGCAGAAAAUGGGGUUGUCUGCGCAACUGAUAUCGGAGCUUGUCACUGUUAUAACAAGAAUCAACUAUGGUCAGAGUGUGAGCAUCAGUGGCCUGGCUGGUGCUGUUUCACUAGCUGGCUCUGAUGAUGGAUUGUGGUCAGUUGAGGGAGGGAAUUGGCGGAUUGCUGCGGGGCUUCUCAACCAUUCUGAUGUCAAUCUAUAUCUCAAUGAAGAGAUCAUUUCUGUUUCUUGUACUGGAGGCUCUUACAGCCUCAAGUCGAAAGCUGGAAAUGAUCACAAUUGUGAAAUCACGGUAAUUGCUACUCCAUUGGAUGAGCUGGAUAUCAGUUUUACUCCUCCAGUCUCAAUUCCUAGCCGGAGAUUACAACAUACAUUCACAACAUUUGUCAGAGGCCUCAUAAACCCUAAAUUCUUCGGUCUGAAGUCAGCUUCAGAAGUUCCAGACUUGGUAGGCACAAUUGAAAGUCCUGAUAUUCCAUUUUCCUGUAUUUCUGUUCUGAAGAAGUACACCGACGAAGAGGAGACUUAUAAGAUGUUUUCUCGAGCUCCUGUCACUGAUGAUCUUCUAAAUCAAAUGUUCAGCGGAAUAAAGGAGACGAUCAGGAUUGAUUGGCCUGCUUAUCCACAUUAUGAAGCUCCGGAGGUGUUCGCACCUAUUAUAUUGGACGGGCAGCAUUUGUACUACAUAAAUUCCUUUGAGAAUGCUGCAAGUGCCAUAGAGACCGGCGCAGUUGCUGCAGAGAAUGUAGCCCGGCUUAUUAUCUCCAGGCUUGCAAACUCACAUUCAGAUGCACAAACAAUAAAGGCCCAUACUAAUGAUUUAGAAUCCCUGCACAUUGAUCUAUAGUAAGACAUUAAGUAACACAACCAAUGUAUGGCUUUGCCCAUACAAACACUAUCAGAGAAGUAUGUUGUAUGUACAAACAAGGAGGACUAUUGAGUUAUUGAUUGAAUAUUUUGCUGUAACUGCUUGCAAGUGAAAACACUGGAGUUGUUUCACAAAAUAAAUGCAUUAAUAGA